AUGACUGAAUUGCCACGAAGCGAACUUAUUCAGAUUUUCCGAAUUCUGGUUGAGGAGGAUACUUCAGCCAAAUACUUUUUCCUCUUCGAUGGCCUUGACGAAUUCGAAGGGGACAAGUCCGCACUGGUAACAUUGGUACACACUCUUGGUUCACAUGCCAACGUCAAAAUAUGCGUAUCGAGCAGGCCGUGGAAUGUGUUCGAAGACGCUUUCAGACGACAGCCAAGCUUGAUGCUCGAGCGCUUGACUUUUAACGACAUUGCGCUCUAUGUGCAUGGCACUCUGACCACGCACCCGGCGUUCAGGGAGCUUUCCUAUGGAAAUCCAGAAUAUGCAGCCGAAUUAGUACGAAGCAUUACCACUAAAGCUUCUGGGGUAUUUCUUUGGGUAGUCCUGACAGUUCGGUCCCUGCUCGAAGGCCUUGCUGAUGGCGACCCCGCCGCUGAUCUUCAGGCACGGCUGCGUGAGAUUCCAGAUGAACUAGAAGAGCUGUUCGGAAAGAUCCUACAUGGGCUGAAAGGUCGAUACUUCAACGACGCCGCACGCCUCUUCAAAAUAUACCAAGCGGCGGGCGAAAUACCUCUCACAGUCUUGACUCUAUCAUUUGCGGAUGAAGCAGAAGUCGAGUCGGUUCUCUCGCAAUCUAUCAGGCCACUGACUGCCAAAGAACGAUUUCUCAGAGCGACAUCUAUGAAACGACGGCUAAACAGUCGAUGCAAAGGACUCCUUGAGAUCCAAUACCCCCAAAACGAGCAGCAUAGUGCCGCUGGUCUUUUGGACCAAAGAGACAUCGACCAUCUCCUUUCAACUUCGGCACUAGGGCCUAAAAGCACAUCGGACCUCGAAAAUUACGCCCAGGCCCUUGGUGAUCUUACCAUUCAAUAUCUCCACCGAACCGUCAAGGACUAUCUCGAAUCCUCGGACGUUUCACGCAUCAUUCAAAGCGCAUGCUCCAACGCGACGUUGACGCCACAAGUGUCACUUUGCCUGGGACAGAUCCUGCGGCUAAAGACCUUCGAGGCUUGUGAUAAUUCAAGAUCUCUGUAUCUUGAUCGUCAUUGGGAUUAA
Molecule: messenger RNA, 1068 nt
Organism: Scedosporium apiospermum
Lineage: Eukaryota; Fungi; Ascomycota; Sordariomycetes; Microascales; Microascaceae
Exons: 2
Coding region: 1-1068 (355 amino acids)
Source: RefSeq, a predicted model, not a curated record